AUGCCCGGAGCACUGCGCAGCCGCCUCCGCCGCGUCCUCACCGGGCAGGAGGGCGAGGGCGGCAUUGCGGCCAAGAUCAAGCACGGCAAGCACCCAAAGCCCGCGCAGCCCGAGAGCGACUUCUACCUGCCCGGCGAGAAGAUGCCGCCCAUGAAGUACCGCCGCCCCGUCGACCCCGAGCACAAGAAGAACCUCGACGCCUUCAGCUUCAAGAAGGCCUGGCGCCGCCGCAGCCACCAGAGCCUGUACUCGCCCAUGGGCAGCCGUCUGCCGAGCCGCAAGGGCAGCUUCCGCAGUCGCCGCAGCCGCAGCCGCAGCGUCCACCGCAGUCGCCGCUCGAGCUUCCACAGCGACUACGACGAAGACGACGAGACGUGGGUCGACAGCGGCAUUGGCGCGAGCCUCUCCGACAGCGACCGUCCGGCCAACAUCCGCGAGGCCAGCGACGACGAGGGCGACGUCCUGAAUGUCGGCCUCUCCCGCAAUCCCACACAAGACCCCCGUGACGCGCCACGGAAAGAGUCGACGGGCGCCCGCCGUCGCUCGAGCUCCGCCCACUCGGUCCGUCCCAGCAGCACACGGCCAGCCACCGGCUCGGAUCGCACCCGUGGAGACUCGCAGCCUUUCUCGCCCGAGGACCUGGAGCUGGCGCUGCAGAAGUCGCACCUCGACGCCAAGAAACUCGAGGCCACCAAGGAGGAGCCUGACCGCAGCAACGGCUGCCCCGACGACGACGACGACGACGACGACGCCAGCCCCUUUGACAAUCUGCGUCCUCGCGGUGGGUCCAUCUUCAUCCCGCAGGACGCCGAGAGCCCCGGCCUGUUCCCUGGUUGGAACUUUGUUUCUUCGCCCACAAAAGGCGGGCCGUCGUACCUCCCUCCAAAUGACGCCACCCCCAUCCAGUUCGAGCGACGCGAGUCCAUUUUCGUCUCCAAAGAGGAGCCGUCGUUUUUCCCAAGACCCGGCUCGCUCGAUGCAGAGAGCGAGAACGCACCCCAGACCGGACGGCGCGGCUCGACAUUCGCUCCCGACGAGGCAGACGCCGUGGCUCCUCUCGCGGCUGCCGAGCCGCCCAAGCGCAAGCCGGUUGUCAGCUGCCCUAGCGAGGAGAUCAUGAAGAUCCUCGCGCGCCGGGAUUAG
Ascochyta rabiei is the source of this 1143-nucleotide messenger RNA. RefSeq lists its product as uncharacterized. Bases 1 to 1143 code for a protein of 380 amino acids. Lineage: Eukaryota; Fungi; Ascomycota; Dothideomycetes; Pleosporales; Didymellaceae. The transcript is spliced from 2 exons. The record is from RefSeq and is a predicted model, not a curated record.